Bufo bufo (common toad) is the source of this 886-nucleotide messenger RNA. RefSeq names its product melanoma-associated antigen E1-like. The record is from RefSeq and is a predicted model, not a curated record. NCBI's taxonomy places the organism in Eukaryota, Metazoa, Chordata, Amphibia, Anura, Bufonidae. The transcript is spliced from 2 exons. The coding region runs from base 10 to 612 and encodes 200 amino acids.
GAUACCACAAUGUCUCUUAUAUCCAAAGCAGGACCUGAUACCCCAAUGUCUCUUAUAUCCAAAGCUGGACCUGAUACCACAAUGUCUCUUAUAUCCAAAGCUGGACCUGAUACCACAAUGUCUCUUAUAUCCAAAGCUGGACCUGAUACCACAAUGUCUCUUAUAUCCAAAGCUGGACCUGAUACCACAAUGUCUCUUAUAUCCAAAGCUGGACCUGAUACCACAAUGUCUCUUAUAUCCAAAGCUGGACCUGAUACCACAAUGUCUCUUAUAUCCAAAGCUGGACCUGAUACCACAAUGUCUCUUAUAUCCAAAGCUGGACCUUAUACCACAAUGUCUCUUAUAUCCAAAGCAGGACCUGAUACCACAAUGUCUCUUAUAUCCAAAGCAGGACCUGAUACCACAAUGUCUCUUAUAUCCAAAGCUGGACCUGAUACCACAAUGUCUCUUAUAUCCAAAGCUGGACCUGAUACCACAAUGUCUCUUAUAUCCAAAGCAGGACCUGAUACCACAAUGUCUCUAAUAUCCAAAGCUGGACCUGAUACCACAAUGCCUCUUAUAGCCAAAGCUGUCCCUGAUACCACAAUGUCGCUUAGGCUACUUUCACACUAGCGGCACGGACCUCCGGCAGGUUGUUCCGUCGGGUGAACAGCCUGUCGGAUCCGUCCUGCCACUAGGGACCGUGUGCCCUCGGACUGCCACUCCGUCCCCAUUGACUAUAAUGGGGGCGGUGCGGAGUUCCGACGGAGGCACAGCAAGAGGCUGCCAGAAUAAAUGUCGGGCAUGUCAUAGUUUUUUUCCGGCGGCCUCUCGCCGUGCGCUGCUGUGCCUCCGCCGGAACUCCACCCCCAUUAUAGUCAAGGGGACGGAGCGGCAGUCCGGGGGC